CAUGGUGAAGAAGCAAUUUAGAUUUGCUAAUAAAUUUAAUUCUGAGAGGUGAGGUUUAAAAAUGACUCUUGAUUAUUAAAAAAUAUUAACAACGCAAUGCAAAGGACUCUUAACAAGACCCUCCUCAGUUUAUUUGAAAUAUUUCUCCAAGGUUAUUCUUCAAAUCAAGUCAGGUUGAAUAAAUAUCCUGGUGAAUUUUAGAAGAAAAAUGCAGAAAUACUUUUCCUCAAAAAGCUUCCAGAUUCGAUGGAGAAUAGUAAUAGAGUGAUACAAAGUUAGAAAUUAAUAGAAAUACUUUGGAAACAACUUAUGGAGAAUUAAAAAUUGUACACCAGUAUUUUCGAAUGAAGCAACAGAAAAGACUUCUUUUAUGGUGAUGGAAGAGAUAAAUGUUAGCAGAGGUAAAUGAUCAGCAUUGGACACCCAGCUUUUAUUCAAUCUUCAUUAGUGUAGAGUUCAUGGUUUGAAUACAAUUAUCUUAAUGAUGCUAAUAACUCUCAUCUGAAGUUACCGAGUAUGUUUUCAUAUGAAUGGAGCUGUCUCUAUUCAUAAUUUUUGCAAAAUGGAAAGAAUUUGCAAUUUUUUCUAAAAUAGUAAAUUAGUUUUUUAAUAAAUCCUAAUUUCUCAUAAUU
Messenger RNA from Moneuplotes crassus, 632 nucleotides. Lineage: Eukaryota; Ciliophora; Spirotrichea; Euplotida; Euplotidae. The record is from the annotation of a GenBank genome assembly.